UACAAGAAAAAGCACAAUAGGAGGCCGAAAAGAGAGAAAGAGGAGAGAGAGUGAUUCACAUCUCACCCCAUCUCUCUUUCUCUCUCCCCACCCGGCCAUCAAUGCUUUGUCGGAGCUCGUUCUCUUCCUCAAUCAAUCAAUCAAUUACGCUGCCUCCAAUUAAACGAAGCUUCAUUUGGCUAAUCAGAUUCAGGGUUUGAAGCCGGAGAUUAGAGCACGGCAAGAUGACGAUGAAUGAGCGGAAGACUAUAGACUUGGACCAGGGAUGGGAGUUUAUGCAGAAAGGGAUUACAAAACUGAAGAACAUUCUAGAGGGACAGCCGGAGCCACAGUUCAGUUCGGAGGAUUACAUGAUGCUCUACACAACCAUCUACAAUAUGUGCACUCAAAAGCCCCCUCACGAUUACUCGCAGCAGCUGUAUGAUAAGUACCGGGAGUCUUUCGAAGAAUACAUUACUUCUACGGUAUUGCCUUCUUUAAGAGAGAAGCAUGAUGAGUUCAUGUUGAGAGAACUUGUGAAGAGGUGGUCAAAUCAUAAAGUGAUGGUCAGGUGGCUUUCUCGAUUCUUUCAUUAUCUUGAUCGCUACUUCAUCGCUCGGAGGUCACUUCCGGCCCUUCACGAAGUUGGACUGACUUGCUUCCGCGAUCUGGUCUACCUGGAGUUAAAUGGGAAAGUAAGGGAUGCUGUAAUAUCUCUGAUUGAUCAAGAGCGUGAGGGAGAGCAGAUUGACCGGGCUUUGUUAAAGAAUGUAUUGGAUAUCUUUGUUGAGAUCGGAAUGGGGCUGAUGGAUUCUUAUGAGAAUGACUUUGAAGCUGCUAUGCUCAAAGAUACAGCUGCUUAUUAUUCCCGGAAGGCUUCAAACUGGAUCUUGGAAGAUUCCUGUCCUGAUUAUAUGUUAAAAGCGGAGGAGUGUUUGAAGCGAGAGAAGGACAGGGUUUCUCAUUACCUACAUUCAAGUAGUGAGUCAAAGUUGCUCGAGAAAGUCCAACAUGAGUUGUUGUCCGUUUAUGCCACCCAAUUGCUUGAGAAGGAGCACUCCGGAUGUCAUGCGUUGCUUAGGGACGACAAGGUCGAGGAUUUGUCUAGGAUGUAUAGGCUCUUUUCUAAAAUACCUAAAGGCUUAGAUCCUGUUUCUAGUAUUUUUAAACAGCAUGUUACUGCUGAAGGUACAGCCUUGGUUAAACAAGCAGAAGAUGCAGCUAGCAAUAAGAAGGCAGACAAGAAAGACGUGGUCGGCCUGCAGGAACAGGUUUUUGUUAGAAAAGUGAUUGAGCUUCAUGACAAGUACCUGGCAUACGUAAACGAAUGUUUUAUGAACCAUACGCUUUUCCACAAGGCACUCAAGGAGGCUUUUGAAGUCUUCUGCAAUAAGGGUGUUGGUGGAAGCUCAAGUGCAGAACUUCUGGCUACGUUUUGUGAUAAUAUUCUGAAGAAAGGUGGUAGUGAGAAAUUGAGCGAUGAAGCCAUCGAAGAAACGCUAGAGAAGGUAGUAAAGCUGCUUGCUUAUAUUAGCGAUAAGGAUCUGUUUGCUGAAUUCUACAGAAAAAAGCUUGCUCGGCGCUUACUUUUCGACAAGAGUGCCAAUGAUGAGCAUGAGAGAAGUAUUCUCACAAAGCUGAAGCAGCAGUGUGGUGGUCAGUUCACCUCAAAGAUGGAGGGAAUGGUCACAGAUUUGACAUUGGCGAGGGAAAAUCAAACCAACUUUGAAGAGUAUCUUGGCAAUAAUCCAAAUGCAAAUCCAGGGAUAGACUUGACCGUUACUGUCCUGACUACUGGCUUUUGGCCAAGUUACAAAUCUUUUGAUCUCAACCUCCCAGCGGAAAUGGUUAAGUGUGUUGAAGUUUUCAGAGAAUUCUAUCAAACGAAAACAAAGCACAGAAAACUUACAUGGAUAUACUCAUUGGGCACUUGUAACAUUAAUGGAAAAUUUGAGCCUAAAACCAUGGAGCUUAUUGUGACUACCUACCAGGCUUCUGCUCUGCUUCUCUUCAACUCCUCGGACAGAUUGAGUUAUCAGGAAAUCAUGACUCAGUUAAACUUGACGGAUGACGAUGUUGUUAGACUGCUCCAUUCCCUGUCAUGUGCAAAAUAUAAAAUUCUUAGUAAAGAGCCAAACACCAAAACUAUCUCUCCUACUGAUCACUUCGAGUUCAACUCCAAGUUCACCGACAAGAUGAGACGUAUCAAGAUUCCUCUCCCUCCUGUGGAUGAGAAGAAAAAGGUAAUUGAAGAUGUCGAUAAGGACAGAAGGUAUGCUAUUGAUGCUUCAAUUGUGCGUAUCAUGAAGAGUCGGAAAGUUUUAGGCCACCAGCAGUUGGUUAUGGAGUGCGUUGAGCAGUUGGGCCGCAUGUUCAAGCCGGACUUCAAAGCUAUCAAGAAGAGGAUUGAAGAUUUGAUCACUCGGGACUAUCUGGAAAGAGACAAGGACAAUCCUAAUCUGUUUAGGUAUCUAGCAUGAUUUGGCUACUUCCCAGUCGAGCUGGAUCAAUGCUUCAAAUGGCACCAAAUGUUGCGGGAAUCAAGUCAUGGUGGUGAAGUUGAGGCCAAAUUGCUGUAAAAAUAAAGCCACUGUCAAGAUCCUAAAUUGAUGACUGCCGAAGCCAGAGAACUCUUGUACCUUUUGCCCUCAAGUUAGAAGUCGUGCGAGGAGAAGAGGACAAAAUUGCCUGUCCGUCGGAAGAUUUGUAACUUAUGUAAUGUGUUUAGUGCAAAUGAGACCAUCAGCUUUUUACCGUCCGCAUACUGCAAUUCGCUCAUCUGUGUUGAUGCUUUUGUUCUUCACUGAUUUCAGAUUGCAUGUCUGUAUGGAGAGAUCGUAAUUUAAUCUGUUCAAGCUUUCCAGUU
Molecule: messenger RNA, 2845 nt
Organism: Rhododendron vialii
Lineage: Eukaryota; Viridiplantae; Streptophyta; Magnoliopsida; Ericales; Ericaceae
Product: cullin-1
Exons: 20
Coding region: 225-2459 (744 amino acids)
Biological process (GO): ubiquitin-dependent protein catabolic process; protein ubiquitination
Cellular component (GO): cullin-RING ubiquitin ligase complex
Molecular function (GO): ubiquitin protein ligase binding
Source: RefSeq, a predicted model, not a curated record